Messenger RNA from Saccostrea cuccullata (small rock oyster), 2099 nucleotides. Its product is annotated as lysine--tRNA ligase-like. Bases 107 to 1960 code for a protein of 617 amino acids. Gene Ontology annotation, biological process: lysyl-tRNA aminoacylation. Gene Ontology annotation, molecular function: tRNA binding; ATP binding; lysine-tRNA ligase activity. Gene Ontology annotation, cellular component: aminoacyl-tRNA synthetase multienzyme complex; cytoplasm; cytosol. The transcript has 16 exons. Lineage: Eukaryota; Metazoa; Mollusca; Bivalvia; Ostreida; Ostreidae. The record is from RefSeq and is a predicted model, not a curated record.
CGCUAUUGGCGCACAUGUGGCGAUGUCGGAGACCGGCGAGAAGCUGAGUAAAAGGAUAAGAAAAUGAGAUCCUAGAUGUUUAAAAGUCAAGUAGGCAUAUUGAAAAAUGAAUGGUCUUCAAAAGAUUUCAUUUUGUGUCCUUCGGACCUUGAGGGCCUCAGAGAGGGUGUACAAAUUCCACUCCAUGGACAGCAGAACUCUGUUCAGCAGAGAUUCUACCAAAUAUUUUCACACUUCUAUAGGCUUGCAUCUCUCAAGUGAGCAGAAGAGGAGGCUAAAAGCCGAGAAGAAGGCUAAAGAGAAGGCAGAGAAGCUAGCUAACCAGCCCCCACCUCCAACCAAAGCCAAAGCUGAUUCUGACAAGACCAAGCCACAAGAUGAGGAGGAGAUUGGUGAUCUGGAAUAUUUUGCUCUGAGAUCCAAGGCUGUAGCAGACCUGAAAUCUAAGGGGAACAACCCAUACCCUCACAAAUUCAAUGUGGAAGUAUCAUUGACGGAGUUCAUACACAGAUACAAUGAUUGUGAAGCAGGGACUGUGAUGGAGGAAGAAGUCAGCGUCGCAGGCAGAAUACAUGCCAAGAGAGAGUCCGGCCCCAAGCUUUUAUUUUACGACCUCAGAGGGGAGGGGGUCAAAAUUCAAAUUAUGGCCAACGCCAAAUAUUACCCAACAGAGGAGGAAUUCUUUGAAGCCAAUGAUAAAGUAAAGAGAGGGGAUAUAGUGGGUGUGAGGGGAAAACCAGGUAAAACAAAGAAAGGAGAACUUAGUAUAAUUCCGACAGAAAUUGUUCUGCUGUCCCCCUGUCUCCACCAGCUUCCCCAUUUAUACUAUGGAGUCAGGGACAAGGAAACCAGAUUUCGCCAGAGGUAUCUAGAUCUUAUCAUUAAUGAGCCAGUGCGACAAAAAUUCAUUGUUAGAGCAAAAAUUAUCAACUAUGUGAGAAAAUUCUUGGAUGAAAUGGGAUUUUUGGAGGUGGAGACCCCUCUGAUGAACAUGAUUCCAGGAGGGGCCACGGCUAAACCCUUCAUCACCCACCACAAUGAACUAAACAUGGACCUCUACAUGCGAGUAGCCCCAGAACUCUACCUCAAAAUGUUGGUAGUUGGUGGUAUUGACAGAGUUUAUGAGAUUGGACGACAGUUCAGAAAUGAAGGAAUUGACUUGACCCACAAUCCAGAGUUCACGACCUGUGAAUUUUAUAUGGCGUAUGCUGAUUACGACGAUCUGAUGAAGAUCACAGAAUCCCUUGUUUCAGGAAUGGUAAAACAUAUCACAGGGGGGUACAAGGUGACGUAUCACCCCAAAGAGCCAGAGGGAGAGGAGUGGGUGGUAGACUUUACCCCGCCCUUCAAACGCAUCAGUAUGCUGAAGGGUCUAGAGGACCGCUUAGGGGUCAAAUUCCCAGACACCAAGGAAUUUGAAUCUGAAGGCACUCGUAAAUUUUUGGAUGACCUUUGUAUCAAGCAUGAGGUGGAAUGUAAACCUCCCAGGACAGCAGCUCGACUCCUGGACAAGCUUGUAGGAGAAUUCAUUGAAGAAGAAUGUGUAAACCCCACAUACAUCAUUGAUCAUCCCCAAGUCAUGAGUCCCUUGGCAAAAUGGCAUAGAUCUAUACCUGGAUUGACAGAGAGAUUUGAGCUGUUUGUGUGUAAGAAGGAGAUUUGUAAUGCCUACACUGAGUUAAAUGACCCAGUGGUUCAGCGGGAGAGAUUUGAACAACAGGCAAAGGACAAAGCAGCAGGAGAUGACGAGGCAAUGUUUGUAGAUGAUAACUUCUGUACGUCACUGGAGUAUGGCCUGCCCCCCACAGCAGGAUGGGGGAUGGGGAUAGACAGACUGACCAUGUUCCUCACGGAUUCUUACAGCAUAAAGGAGGUGCUGCUAUUCCCUGCCAUGAAACCCGACAUCACCAAAAAAUCGGGAGACGAUCAGGACAAACAGAACCCAGGGCCUACAAGCUGACCAGGCUAAAAAUAGAACAGACUCAGCGGGGAAAUCUGUCCCCAAAGACUUGACAGUUUUAUCUAUUUAUUUGUGUCAUUGCACUGUGCAGAUCUUUGGUGUACUUUGUUACAUAAAAAAACAGUUGUAAAGGACACAA